Schistosoma curassoni is the source of this 2482-nucleotide messenger RNA. The record is from the annotation of a GenBank genome assembly. Lineage: Eukaryota; Metazoa; Platyhelminthes; Trematoda; Strigeidida; Schistosomatidae.
AAGUUUUUCGCGGUUAGUAUGUCUCUUAUCUCUACUCCAAUGAUCCUCCGGUGCCUACACAAAUGGUGUAGCUCAUAAUAAUGGGUAUGCUUCGAAUAGGUAUUUUAACCGUCCUAUUAAUCACUGAUGCGGUAAACACAUUACGUCUUAAGGGGAAAUGGAAUCCAUCCAACAGAUAUUUGUUUUUGACAAAGUUUGGCUUUCAACGGACUCAAAUUGAUGAACUUGAGGCCACAAGGGGUUAUAUUUAUGGGACAGUGAAGCUAGAAAACGUGUCAAAUACACAUAAUUUGACAGACCUUGCUACAUUGGUUUUGGUUGACGGUGAGUUCAUUAUGGAUCUUUAUGGAAACGCCACAGAAUCAAUAUGGACACAAAAUGUAACUGGUGCGACAUAUCAGGAAAGUCAGUGGCUCAUGGAAACUGAACGUUGCAACAAAAUGUUUGAUAAAAUCAACUCUCUUGCUUGGCACAAGACGUGUUCCCCCACAGGAGAAAUGGAUUUACUUCGAUCCGUACCAUGUUCUUCAUCUGGGCUUUGCGCGGAGGAGGAUGAUCCUGAAAGUGUAGUACCGAAUUCACAAUUUACUUUUAUUGUGCAAGACCUUCGGCAACCACGUUAUUGGUAUUUGAGUUUGGUCGCAUGUAAACGUAAUUUAACUACAUGUAAAUGGGAGACUACUGCAAUUCCUCGUCAUUCAAAUUCAUCAUUAUCAUCGUCAUCAACUUAUUCCUUAUUAACAGUGAUUUAUGAUAUAUGGCUUGUUAAUGGUGAACCAAAAUUACAGUCUUUCAAUCAAUUUGAACAUCAUUUCUCUUUUGAAACACAUGGAAUCGCACAAAUGUUUUUUAUAUUCCUGUCACUCUAUAUUAUUUUGAAUAUAACAACACAUAUCAAACUGGCCAACAACCGUUCACUUCAUGUUUGCCUCUACCUUACUCAUCUUUGGUUGGCUAGUCUGGGAACACUGUUGGCUGCUGUUCACUGGGGUGUUUUUUCAUUCGAUGGUCUGGGACUAGGUCUGAUUUCAGAGCUGGGAACAGUAAUUACACAAUGGGCAGACUCAGUGUUCCUAGCUGUCCUAUUGUGUACAUGUCAAAUGGGUUUCAGUCCUCAAUGUCCGUCAAUCGCAUUCCAAUCUUGUGAUACUUCCAAAGCUCUUCGUCCACUAACCUCCAAAGUUUUUUCCACUUUACCAACCGGAUUCCUCCAUCUUGGUAAAUUUAGUCAUAAAUUGUACAGUUACGAUCCUAUCCAAGAAAAUAUUUAUGCUAGGCCAUCAACUAAUCAGGAAAAGUCCACAUCAUUUUGGCCAUAUGUACUUUUAUUGGUUACUCUGUUGGUCGGAGUCAAAACUUUACUGUAUAUAUGGGCUAUGUUUGAUAGAGACCCUGUAAUCGAUUUUUCUGUUUGGAAUACAGUACCUGGUUGCUUAUUGUUAGCCUUAAGAAUUUGCCUAGUGUUCUGGAUAUUGGUAGUUGUAGGACGCAGGCAUUUUAUAGCACAGAUUUGUUCGGAGUCGUACAAUAUGGAUUUAUGUAUCUUGGGGCCAAAUAUUAAUACAAUGCAAUUUGCCGCUGGUUAUCUCCUGUGGAUUGUUAUCUUACCAUUAGUAGUGUUUAUCGGUGAGACUAGUGUAUCUCCCUUGUGGCGAACAAAAACUAUAUCAAUAAUAUGCUUCUCUACUGAUUAUGUCGCGGCUGUUGCGUACGCUUGUCUUUUAUGGCGUUCGAACUCACUUUUGGAUGAAAACGUGUUGGGUCAUCGUUGCUCAAUGUAACUUUAUUCUUCCCUUCCUUUCUGCUUUCCCACCCUCUCCUCUCUGUUUGGAUCCUGCAAAUCAUUUUGAUGUUUAUUAUAUUCUACACUGUUAUUAUUAUUAUUGCCUUUUUAUUUUCAGUCUAUCUGUUAAAUUUGUGCAUUAUCAACAGAUCUAUAUAGAUGCUUCAGAAAUAUGAUUUUUUAAGCGUUGUUUUUUGUAUUGAUACCAUGUGGAUUAUAUUCAUUAUUUGCUAUUUUGGAAUUUCAAGAUGUAUGUUCAUUGUUUUCUUCAUUCUUUAUUUCCAUGUUCACAUUAGUGGAUUGUCAAUCCUUUUUUUUUCCUCAGUGUUUUUUGUUAUUUAUAUAUUUGCUCACAAUUAAUUUUGUGACUGAUGAUUGCAUAACAGAUAAGUGGAUUUUGAUCUCCUCACUUUAUGUACUAUUUAACUAUGACAGUGGUGAUAUGACUUAACUUGAAAUAUAAUGUACAUUUUUAAAAAUUUCGGUAAACAGUUCACAAUACACGUAAUAUAUUAUUACUUUGUACAUUUUCGGAUUAUAGUUUAUUUAUUAAAUUGUAUUCAUUUGCAAUAGUGUAUUCAACUGAUGGAGAAGCAGUUUAUUUAGUACAAUUAUUAUCAUAUGUGCUUCAUAGGGAAAGGCACAUUAUACAAAUGUAUUCUCUAUAGUAGGCUGUUUUUUUUAAAGAGUUAACCACCG